Molecule: messenger RNA, 1951 nt
Organism: Harmonia axyridis
Lineage: Eukaryota; Metazoa; Arthropoda; Insecta; Coleoptera; Coccinellidae
Gene: Arp6
Product: actin-related protein 6
Exons: 7
Coding region: 69-1790 (573 amino acids)
Cellular component (GO): Swr1 complex
Molecular function (GO): nucleosome binding
Source: RefSeq, a predicted model, not a curated record
CCAAUAAAUUUUGUUUACAUUUGGUUAGGUUAGGUUUAAACGUAAAACACUCUAAAUCGAAGAUUGAAAUGAAUGAACCAAAUUAUGAAAUGACUGAUGUGAAAAGACAAAGGGACAUUAAGGGCUACUCUUAUGGAAAACGAUAUGAAAGGCAAAGAAUCAAGAGAAAACAUGAUUCUUCUGAAGAUCACUCAUUUAUGGAAGAGUCUCGAACAGUAAUCAUGGAUAAUGGUGCAUAUACUAUAAAGGCAGCACUAGCUAGCAGAAAUGAACCACUGUUUAUACCUAAUUGCAUAAUGAAAGCCAAAGCUGAAAGAAAGAGAUUAUUUAUAGGAAAUCAAAUUGACGAGUGUAGAGAUUGUUCAGGUUUAUUUUAUUUAUUACCUUGUGAAAGAGGCUAUAUUACAAAGUGGGAAGUACAAAAACCUAUAUGGGAUCAUGUUUUCAAUAGAUCUAUCGGUUCCGUGAAUGAUAAGAAUAUUUUGAUGACACAGCCAUUAUUCAACUUCAAAAAUAUACAAGACUGCACUGAUGAAAUCUUCUUUGAAGAGUAUGAAAUUGCUUCUAUGUAUCGAUGUAAUCCUACGGAUUUAGUUGCUCUUAAAUAUGGACAAGAUUCAGGUAAGAAAAGAGGGACAUGUAUUGUGGUUGAUACAGGCUACAGUUUCACACAUGUAGUUCCUUAUAUAAAUGGAACAAAAUGUUCUAAUGGCAUACAGAGAUUACAUAUUGGUGGUAAAAUGUUAACUAAUCACAUGAAGGAUAUCUUAUCAUAUAGACAGUAUCAUGUUAUGGAAGAAACAUAUGUGAUAAACCAAGUUAAAGAAGAUACAUGCUUUGUAUCUGAAAAUUUUAAAGCUGACUUGAAAAUUGCUAGCCAACCAUUUCCAACGAAUCACAUAGUAAGAAAUUAUAUACUACCAGAUUUUAACACCAUCAGAAGAGGAUAUAUACAAAAUCCUGAUAGAAAGGACGAAUUACAUGACAAUUGCCAAGUUCUCAGACUCAACAAUGAGCGUUUUGCUGUACCUGAAAUUAUAUUUACUCCUUCAGACAUAGGAAUCACUUCUGUUGGUCUUGUAGAUUGUAUUAUAGAUUCAAUAAAAUCAUGCCCGAAGAAAUACCAUGAAAUUCUAGCAAGAAACAUAGUUGUUGUUGGUGGUAAUGCUUUACUCCCAGGAUUUAAGAAUAGAUUAAUUAAAGAAUUCCAAAGUAAAAUGCCAACAAAUUGGGUUGUAGGAGUUUCAGUUCCUGAAAAAUCUACUAUGUAUGCUUGGCAAGGUGGUAAAUCAUUUCUGAAACAAACGGGCUGGAGUAACUUUUUUGCAACUAAAAAGGAAUAUGAUGAAUUAGGAUCAUCUGGAAUUCAAAGGAAAUUUAAUCAAUGGACGAUUUUCAAAGACGAAGAGCCAAAGAAAACCACGGAUUUAAAACCUAUCAGUUUAAUUGAUCAUGUGAAUAACCUAGAUGUAUUCAAGAAGAAUGAGGAUCAUUCUCUACAUCAAGAGGACGCUGAACAAAUUGAUACCCAAAAAAUGUUUAUGACCGAAUCUCCAAAUUCACUGAAUAGAAGUUCAAUGUCGGAAGAAUUUGGCUAUACACCUCCAUUUAGUAUUUUUGACGAUAAAAAUGGUAUGGUUUUGACUCCACCUUCUUCAGAAAAAUCAUCAGAAAUUUCUGUUGGCUCAGAACCAAUGUACAAAUUGAAACCUAAUCAUUCAGAGAUCCCUCCAGUCAAAUAUUUUUUUGAAAAUGAUGACUCUGAAGAAGAAAAUACUUUAUUGAUGUGAUUUAUUUUUUUUUUAAAUAUGUACCCAAUUUUACAUUAUUUGAAAUUUUAUUAUCUAUGGUUAUAAUUCUUUUUUUUUUUCUGUACAUCAAGUAAUUUUAUACAUUUCAAUUAUUUUUUUUUUAUUCAUUAUUGGGUAUUUUUUAUAAUAAAAGAAUUUUU